AUGGAGCGAUCAUCACCUGCAUGGUUACGCGGCUCAUACAUUUGGACGUGGUUUCGGACCACUCGCAUUUUAGUAGCAUUUUUGCACAAAAUUCUAGAACAAGAUGUCACUCUCACCAAGGAAAUCAGCACUCGCGAAAUCCAGUGGAAGCACAUUACACAUCUUGCACCUUGGCAAGGAGGAUUCUAUGAGCGACUCAUCAAAACGGUCAAACACUCGCUUUAUAAAACCCUUAAAAAAACCAUCCUCAUUGAGAUUGAGGCAUUGCUCAACAGGAGGCCUGCACUCUACAUGAGCUUAGAAGCGUGUAACGAAACCAUUAUUCGACCGAUUGACUUCCUACAUGAAAUUACAUUGAGCUACCCCUUGGAGACCUUCAGCUCGUCUAACGAUGAUCCGUCUUAUCUGCCAUUGGAAGAACAACAACGUAAAAAUUCUGAACCUUUGGAAGACAGACUAACGUCGCUUCGAAAAAAGCAUAAAUAUCAGAUAAAUCGCAGCAAAUCCACAUCUCUUCCACGAAAGGACGACUGUGUCUUGAUAUCGGAUCCUGUGCAAUUAAGACAUUGCUGGAGAAUGGGUCGUAUCAAAGAAUUAGUUCUGAGCGCCGACGGAGACGCCAGGGAAGCAAUCAUUAUGCUCCCAUUAAGAAGGCAAAUACGUAGGCCAGUCAACCUUCUUGUACCGCUCGAGCUAGAAGACAUCUGCACGAAGAGAGACAAACUUUUGCAAGCUGAAAAAGAAAAGAAACAUUUUGGAAAGCAACCCAAUCGGGAUACGCUGUGA
Molecule: messenger RNA, 786 nt
Organism: Strongylus vulgaris
Lineage: Eukaryota; Metazoa; Nematoda; Chromadorea; Rhabditida; Strongylidae
Source: the annotation of a GenBank genome assembly